CAACAGCCGUGGAUGGUUCUCCAGGAGAAGAGGAGGAGGGAGGGGGGCAUGCGGCGCUUAGACAGGUGUUGUUGCGCUUUGCUGAUGGUUCGUCUUAAGGGUCUUUAUCCAGGAUGGAAGCCGAGAGAAUAUCCACACAGCCUCUCGGUAGUUUGACGUACAUGUGGCGAGUUCGCGUUUCGAUUUAAGGAAUUUCAUAAAGGCGGGAAAGCACGAGAUCGCCGCAAUGGUGCACCACUCAGGCUCGAUCCAGUCCUUCAAGCAGCAGAAAGGCAUGCACACCAGCAUCAGUGAGAUCCUGAAGGAGAAGAGCCUGAAGCCAUCCCGCCGCAGUCUGCCCUGCCUAGCCCAAAGUCAGACCCAUCCUAUCAACCUCAACCACUUCCUGUCUGUGCCUCUGAACCCAGAGCCCAAAGCCCAGGUGGAAGUUCUGAGUCAGAGCAUCAGCACCUCCUGCAGCAUCCUGCCUCCACAGACAGCAGAGGAUGGCAAGGAUCACUACACGGAAGAGUCUGAGGUCUCCACGUGUGAAACCAGAGUAGAUGGGUCACUUUUGCCCCGAAAACCCAGCACACGGGCCAAUGUAGAGGCCCGAACAUGUUCCCUCAAGGGAAGGAAUCCAUCAGAUGAAACUGGGCUCUUCUUCCGGGAUGGGAAAAAGCGCAUCGACUAUAUCCUGGUUUACAAGAAGUCCAGUCCACAGGUGGAGAAGAGGUGCACCUUCGAGAAAAAUUUACGCGCUGAGGGCUUAAUGCUAGAAAAGGAGCCUUCCUUGACAAACAACGACAUCAUGUUUGUGAAGAUCCACGCUCCCUGGGACACACUUUGCAAAUAUGCAGAGCAGAUGAACAUCCGAAUGCCUUUCAGAAGGAAAAAAUGCUACUUAACAGACUGGAAAAGCAAAACCUUGGGCAGCCGCUUUCAUCUGAGAUGUCGUCAGAUAAAGAGCUGGCUUCCCAGAAAUCCCAUGAAGCUGGACAAAGAGGCUCUGCCUGACCUGGAGGAGACCGACUGCUACACUGCUCCCUUCAGUAGAGCACGCAUGCAUCACUUCACUAUCAACAACAGAGAGACCUUCUUCUCCAACUCUACCAGAAGCAGAAUAGUCCACCAUGUCCUGCAGCGCACCAAGUACGAGGAUGGAAAGUCAAAAAUGGGUAUCAACCGGUUAUUGGGCAACAACACCUAUGAAGCUGCCUUUCCUCAACAUGAGGGUGGAUACAAGAGCAGACAUCCUAUUAAGACGCAUGGUGCCCAGAACCACAGGCACCUCCUUUAUGAGCGCUGGGCUCGCUGGGGGAUCUGGUACAAGUAUCAGCCUCUGGACCUCAUCAGACGCUACUUUGGAGAGAAAAUUGGCCUUUACUUUGCAUGGUUGGGCUGGUACACGGGCAUGUUGAUCCCUGCUGCACUGGUUGGCUUGUUUGUCUUCCUCUACGGACUCUUCACCAUGGACUCCAGCCAAGUCAGUAAAGAAAUUUGUGAAGCCAACACGACCAUCAUGUGUCCAAUGUGCGAGGAAACCUGCGAUCCAUGGACGCUAAGUGACAGUUGUGUCUAUGCAAAGGUGACUCAUUUGUUCGACAAUGGCGGCACUGUUUUCUUCGCUAUCUUCAUGGCAAUUUGGGCCACUGUCUUCUUGGAGUUCUGGAAGAGGAGGAGAGCCGAGCUUACUUACGACUGGGAUCUCAUUGACUGGGAGGAGGAGGAGGAGGAGCUGCGGCCUCAAUUUGAAGCCAAAUAUUCCAGGGUGGAGAGAGUAAACCCCAUAUCUGGCAAGCCCGAGCCUUUCCAGCCCUUCUCAGACAAACUCAGCCGGCUCAUGGUGUCUGUGUCCGGAAUAUUCUUCAUGAUUUCCUUGGUCCUGACUGCUGUGUUUGCAGUGGUGGUUUUCCGUCUCAUCGCCAUGGAGAAGUUUGCUUCCUUCAACUGGCAUUUUGUGAGGAACUGGCAGUUUGCCACCUCUGGCACUAGUGUCUGCAUCAACUUCAUGAUCAUCAUGUCUCUCAAUGUGGUGUAUGAAAAGGUGGCCUAUCUGCUGACAAAUUUAGAGCAUCCACGGACAGAGUCCGAGUGGGAGAACAGCUUUGCUCUGAAGAUGUUCCUCUUCCAGUUUGUAAACCUGAACAGUUCCACAUUCUACAUUGCGUUCUUCCUAGGAAGGUUUGCUGGGAGGCCCGGAAAAUACAAUAAACUCUUUAAUCGGUGGCGACUAGAGGAGUGUCAUCCAAGUGGCUGCUUGAUUGAUUUGUGCCUGCAAAUGGGUGUCAUCAUGUUUUUCAAACAAAUCUGGAACAACUUCAUGGAGCUUGGCUAUCCUUUGCUGCAGAACUGGUGGGCUCGUAGGAAGCUCAAGAAAGGAGGUGGUGCUGGUGGUGGUGGGAGCCAGAAUGUGGAAAACAAAAGUCAACUCCCACAGUGGGAUAAAGACUGGAAUCUGCAGCCCAUGAAUGCACACGGCCUGGUGGACGAGUACCUUGAAAUGGUCCUGCAGUUUGGCUUCACCACCAUCUUUGUAGCAGCGUUCCCGUUGGCUCCUCUCCUCGCCCUGCUCAACAACAUCAUCGAGAUUCGCCUUGACGCCUACAAGUUCGUUACCCAGUGGAGGAGACCCAUGCCUGCUCGAGCCACGGAUAUAGGUAUCUGGCAUGGGAUCCUUGAAGGUAUCGGCGUGCUGGCCGUCAUCACCAACGCCUUCGUCAUUGCCAUCACCUCGGACUACAUUCCUCGCUUUGUUUACGCCUUCAAAUAUGGCCCCUGCGUGGACAAAGGGUACCACCAUGACGACGAAUGUUUGCGAGGCUACGUGAACAGCAGCCUGUCUGUGUUUGACAUGAGCAAGCUGAAGAACAGCAGUGAGUCUGAAUACUGCAGCUAUCGAGAUUACAGAGCCCCACCCUGGAACACGGUGCCCUACGAGGUCACUCUGCAGUUCUGGCAUGUCCUGGCUGCCAGGCUGGCUUUCAUAAUCGUCUUUGAGCACCUUGUGUUUGGCAUCAAAUCCUUCAUUGCGUACCUCAUUCCGGACAUGCCCAAAGACCUGUGCGACCGCAUGCGUAGGGAGAAGUACCUGAUGCAGGAGAUGAUGUACGAGGCUGAGCUGGAGCACCUGCAGAAGGAGCGAAAGAAGAACGGACGGCGUUUUCACCACGAGUGGCCUUAACUUUUUACCCCCUCACAUCUCUCCACCCAACAUUGCACAGCCCUCGACUCCCCCCUUUGCCUGCUUCCCUUACUGGAUUUUAGCUUUGAGCAGAUUCACCAAAGACACCCUCUUCACUAAUGACACUUCAAAGCUGCUUCAGUGUGAGCUGAGUCACCCGGAUCCCUCCCUCGCCAUCUGUUCCUGGGCUGAUGCCACAAUUGCGUUCUGACACCCUCCUGGAUCCAUCGGCUGGCGUCCUCCCCCCCACUCUCUGCUGUGUGCUGUGUCAUGGCCUCACUGCUGUAUGACAGCUGUAAUGUUUACUAUGCAGAUGAAGCGGUUCACUUUGUCAACCAUCUUGCACUCUUUCUCUCUUUCUGCGUGGCAGCUAGCUCUCGUCUGCUUGGAAUCCUGCAGUCCGCUGCAUGUUUUAUUUUUCUUUUGCGCCGAGCAUCAGCAGAGCCAUGGUGGUUCCUGAAUAGAACAGGCUUGGUUCCUGCAAAGUGACUGUACAUUGCCCUUGAAGCAUGCUGAUACUAUUUGUGGCAACAUGUAAAACAACAGCAUUCUUCAUGGAGACUUGUCAAAUGAAGCCUAUAGAACGUGCAUGUUAGUGUUGUGUACCUUCUUGGUGCCUGGUUUGUGUGUCAGUGUGAGCUGUGUAUGUGUGUGUGUUGUGUUACUGCUGAGCUUGACUGCCUUGAGUUUGCAGGAUGUGAACAUUUUGCGAUAUGAUUGUGCCUACAGUUGUGCGCCGACAUCACGUGUGCCUGUUUGUGCUGCAUGUGCGCUUUCAAGUGCAAGAAAGUACUUGUUCUGUUGUACAACUUUCUCCUGAGUGGGUUUGUUUUGGACAUGAGUCACACACAAUUGGGUACAUACUCUGGUCUAGUGGCUCUGAAACAACAGUGUCCGCCGUAAUGCGACUCCCAUUAUGAGUGACGCUUGCAGGCAGAAGCCACAAAUCUGCUUCCUUCUCUCUCGCUGCGCCCGUAGCCUGUUUUUCAUUUGUUGUUGGAAGGCCUGAAGCAUGACUCGGACAUACCUGUGGCUUGGAUGUUCACUGCACAAAGAACAUCCAUCCACUGUUCCUCACUCGCAAGAAAAGCACUUACACAUUCAAAACACUCCAGUUCUGGAGGGAUGAGAAUGCCAGUCAGUACAUUGUGAUGUUAAUUGUUGUGAAGUCUGGUUGCUUAAAAUGAAAGACAGAGCAUGGCUUUUGCCCAGCGGCAACAAUUGUGGCAGGCAAAAUUAAUUAACACAUUCUAUGGCAAAAUCACUAUCACUUGAAAACUCCAACAUAUGUGAUGUAUUUGUAACAUCUCCAGUCAGAGUACGGUACACAAAAAGUCCAGCAGAUUAAAUAAAUACAUAGAAAACACGGUGAACAGACGGAAAAAUAACUUCUUACAGUGCAACAGAGUCAUUCCUCGGUCAAACAAUUCAGAAAUCUACCAAAAUAUUAAAGAAUCAUUCAGGUCACGCGAGACUUCAGCUCAGUGAGCAACUUAAAGGACUGUGCAAGUGUGUUUCCUUUGAAUACCAGUGAUGGGAAAAUUGGAAGUUUACUUACUGCAAUGAAGGCUGAUCAAUGCAAAACACCUUUCAAACAGCUUGAUAAGAAAUCUACAGUGGAACCUCAGUUAGCAGACGACUUGGUUAGCAUAUUCUUCUGUUUAAAGUCCAACGGUGUGUAACCUAUUUUUAUUACCGUUAGCGGAACAGAUUAAUGACGCUAACCGAGGUUCCACUGUAUUUUGUUCUUUUACAUUUUUGAAAAUUUUGGAUCACUCUGCAUUACGAAGUAUCAGCACUGAAAAGAAACUGCAGUACCACAUUGAGCCGAAUGUAAGACAUUCAGACCAGUUUAUGGAGAAAAAAAAAGCAGACAAUUUUAUUUUUUUUUAUUCACGCUUUCAAUAUCAGCCAAAUAACUGGAUUGCAACAAAAAAGAAUACCAAAUUUCUUACCUGAGCCACAGUUGAUCAGUAUUAUCUUAAAAUUAGCGCCACAACUCGGCAUCUGUCGUUGACUAACUUUCCCAUCCUUUGAGACAGUUAUUUUGAGCGGGCAUAUGUGAGUGACAGGAAGAAAAGCACAGACUUUCCUUCGGAAAAGUCGCUUAGUGCAACCUGUAUGUUUCCAUGUGUAAAUCCCUCGACCCUGAAUAUAAGACGACACAUCUUAUUGAGACUUUCCAGUACGGUACACAAAAGGUUGAUUGAGGUUGGUAGUCCACCAUUAUGAUUGGGACUUUAAAACAUUUUGUGUUUGAAGCUAAUCAUUUACCAUUUUGACUGGACAUGAGACAAUUAUACAUGUGUACUGAGUUUGCACUGCUUCAUGCUGAAAUUGAAUAUCAAAAUAUGCAUCAUGAUAACACUUCUAGACAGGGAAUGAUAGAAAGUUGGACGUGAACCACAAUUUGCACAAAUCAAAGAAAUUUCUGCAUAUCACUCCACACUAAAAACUAAAUUUGUAUAAUUCAUUUGUUUUCCUUUAUCAACUAUUUAUUUUGCUGUUGAAUGUACAGUAUAUAUUUCUUAGUGUUUUUUUGUUUUGGGUAUUCACCCUCAGAUGUCCUGUCUGCAUUUCUCAGGUGUCUUCCGAAUGUUUGACGACUUUUCAAUCAUAUUUUCUACAAUACGAUCAAAUAUGUCCUCUUUCUUAAAACCUAUUUUUGCACUGCAGUGCGUAUGCAAUGGAGCACACACUAAAAGCAUGGUUUUUUUUUUCUCUUGCUUUGUCAUACAAAGUACCAGUAACUCAUAUAAUUCUUUCUGACAUAUGAUGUCCGCUUUAAAAAAAAAAAAAAAAUGAUAGUCUAUCUAAUACUUACAUAUCAUUUUACAGUCUUUUUUAUUCACUUGAGAGAGAUUGAAAUCGUUAGAAAACUAGUCAAGCUUCCCUGCUGUGUGAACAUUGAAAAUCUAUGCAUGUUAUCCUUGUACGGUCCAGUCUGCGUGAUUUAGUGUCUGCUUUCAAGCAACGCUAACUUCACUUACUUUGUCUUGCACAUAUCACACACACAACCCUUUUUCCACCAUUGAGGAUUUUUUGGAAGUCCAGGCAGGGACAGAAUUUUAUGUAGUUUGAUUAUUUUCUACAUAAUAAUGUGGACCCAGGAACAAUAAUGAAAUAUGUGCAAAGGAAAAUCCCAUAAAUCAAGAACCAAAUUGACAUAGUUGUCUGAAAUGGAGGUAUAGUGCAAGUCCGCCCCUUCACACAUGUAUGUAUGUACGUAUGUAUGUAUGAAGUAUGCACAGUGAAAGACGAAGUGUUCCUAAUUCGGGUGGCAAUAGCACAAUAUGGGUGUUGUCAUGUUAAAGGGAUAGUUCGGAUUUUUUGGCAUGAACUUGUAUGACAUCCCCAUCAGCAGUGGACUAUCUCAACAGUGACUUACCCCCCCUUUUGGUCCCGCGAGUCCAUUUCUGGUCGGAUUUCCUUAGUUGCUG
Dunckerocampus dactyliophorus (ringed pipefish) is the source of this 6603-nucleotide messenger RNA. It is a transcript of the gene ano3, whose product is annotated as anoctamin 3. NCBI's taxonomy places the organism in Eukaryota, Metazoa, Chordata, Actinopteri, Syngnathiformes, Syngnathidae. Gene Ontology annotation, cellular component: plasma membrane. The record is from RefSeq and is a predicted model, not a curated record. The transcript is spliced from 25 exons. The coding region runs from base 227 to 3163 and encodes 978 amino acids. Gene Ontology annotation, biological process: chloride transmembrane transport. Gene Ontology annotation, molecular function: protein dimerization activity; chloride channel activity.